UUGGAGCAGAUUGAGGCCAUCGCUAAGUUUGACUAUGUGGGGCGCACCCCCCGGGAGCUGUCCUUUAAGAAGGGAGCGUCACUGCUGCUGUAUCACCGCGCCUCUGAGGACUGGUGGGAGGGGCGGCACAACGGUGUGGACGGACUGAUCCCACAUCAGUACAUCGUGGUGCAGGACCUGUGAGUAAUAUCCAUUCAUAAACAUGAAGCUUAAGCGAUGGACGAAGAGCAGUCUGACAUAAAUCUGUCUGUCAGUCAGGCAGGCAGGCAGGAAACAGUCAGUCUUACAGUAAUCAAGUGUUUUCCUCAACAAUUCUCCCUCUCUAAAGUGAUAUAAACCUGAGAGUAAUUAGACAUGGCAGGUGUAUCAAAAGCUUUUUGCUUUGAUGUCAUUAGCCACACACAUCAGUAACACUAAUGGAAGAUCCUUGACUGAAUAUCACAAAGAGAAGGCACAGAUAAAUCAUUCAAAUCAUUACAUUUACAUUUACGUCAUUUAGCAGACGCUCUUAUCCAGAGCGACUUACAAAUUGGUGCAUUCACCUUAUAGCCAGUGGGAUAACCACUUUACAAUAUGUACAAUAUAUUUUUUUGGGGGGUGGGGUAAGGGAGGGUAGAAGGUUUACUUUAUCCUAUCCCAGGUAUUCCUUAAAGAGGUGGGGUUUCAAGUGUCUCCGGAAGGUGGUGAGUGACUCCACUGUCCUGGCGUCGUGAGGGAGCUUGUUCCACCAUUGGGGUGCCAGAGCAGCGAACAGUUUUGACUGGGCUGAGCGGGAACUGUGCUUCCGCAGAGGUAGGGGGGCCAGUAGGCCAGAGGUGGAUGAAUGCAAUGCCCUCGUUUGGGUGUAGGGACUGAUCAGAGCCUGAAGGUAUGGAGGUGCCGUUCCCCUCACAGCUCCGUAGGCAAGCACCAUGGUCUUGUAGCAGAUGCGAGCUUCAACUGGAAGCCAGUGGAGUGUGCGGAGGAGCAGGGGUGACAUGAGAGAACUUGGGAAGGUUGAACACCAGACGGGCUGCGGCAUUCUGGAUGAGUUGUAGGGGUUUAAUGGCACAGGCAGGGAGCCCAGCCAACAGCGAGUUGCAGUAAUCCAGACGGGAGAUGACAAGUGCCUGGAUUAGGACCUGUGCCGCUUCCUGUGUAAGGCAGGGUCGUACUCUCCGAAUGUUGUAGAGCAUGAACCUACAGGAUCGGGUCACCGCCUUGAUGUUAGCGGAGAACGACAGGGUGUUGUCCAGGGUCACGCCAAGGCUCUUCGCACUCUGGGAGGAGGACACAACGGAGUUGACAACCGUGAUGGCGAGAUCAUGGAACGGGCAGUCCUUCCCCGGGAGGAAGAGCAGCUCCGUCUUGCCGAGGUUCAGCUUGAGGUGGUGAUCUGUCAUCCACACUGAUAUGUCUGCCAGACAUGCAGAGAUGCGAUUCGCCACCUGGUUAUCAGAAGGGGGAAAGGAGAAGAUGAGUUGUGUGUCGUCUGCAUAGCAAUGAUAGGACAGGCCAUGUGAGGAUAUGACAGAGCCAAGUGACUUGGUGUAUAGCGAGAAUAGGAGAGGGGCUAGAACUGAGCCCUGGGGGACACCAGUGGUGAGAGCACGUGGUGCGGAGACAGAUUCUCGCCACGCCACUUGGUAGGAGCGACCGGUCAGGUAGGACGCAAUUCAAGAGUGAGCCGCGCCAGAGAUGCCCAGCUCGGAGAGGGUGGAGAGGAGGGUCUGAUGGUUCACAGUAUCAAAGGCAGCAGACAGGUCUAGAAGGACAAAAGCAGAGGAGAGAGAGUUAGCUUUAGUAGUGUGUAGAGCCUCCAUAACACAGAGAAGAGCAGUCUCAGUUGAAUGACCAGUCUUGAAACCUGACUGGUUUGGAUCAAGAAGGUCAUUCUGAGAGAGAUAGCAAGAGAGUUGGCUAAAGACGGCACGCUGAAGAGUUUUGGAGAGAAAAGAAAGAAGGGAUACUGGUCUGUAGUUGUUGACAUCAGAGGGAUCGAGUGUUGGUUUUUUGAGAAGGGGUGCAACUCUCGCUCUCUUAAGACGGAAGGGACAUAGCCAGUGGUCAAGGAUGAGUUGAUGAGCGAUGUGAGGUAAGGGAGAAGGUCACCGGAGAUGGUCUGGAGAAGAGAGGAGGGGAUAGGGUCAAGUGGGCAGGUUGUUGGGCGGCCGGCCGUCACAAGUCGCAAGAUUUUAUCUGGAGAGAGAGGGGAGAAAGAAGUCAAAGCAUAGGGUAGGGCAGUGUGAGCAGGACCAGCAGUGUCAUUUGACUUAACAAACGAGGAUCGGAUGUCGUCAACCUUCUUUUCAAAAUGGUUGAUGAAGUCAUCCACAGAGAGGGAGGAGGGGGGGGGGGGGGAGGAUUCAGCAGGGAGGAGAAGGUGGCAAAGAGCUUCCUAGGGUUAGAAUUUAUAGUGGUAGAAAGUGGCCUUAGCAGCAGAAACAGAUGAAGAAAAUGUAGAAAGGAGGGAGUGAAAAGAUGCCAGGUCCGCAGGGAGUCUAGUUUUCCUCCAUUUCCACUCGGCUGCCCGGAGCCCUGUUCUGUGAGCUCGCAAUGAGUCAUCAAGCCACGGAGCAGGAGGGGAGGACCGUGCCGGCCGGGAGGAUAGGGGACAUAGAGAGUCAAAGGAUGCAGAAAGGGAGGAGAGGAGGAUUGAGGAGGCAGAAUCAGGAGAUUGGAGGGAGAAGGAUUGAGCAGAGGGAAGAGAUGAUAGGAUGGAAGAGGAGAGAGUAGCGGGAGAGAGAGAGCGAAGGUUGCGACGGCGCAUUACCAUCUGAGUAGGGGCAGAGUGAGUAGUGUUGGAGGAGAGCGAGUGAGAAAAGGAUACAAAGUAGUGGUCGGAGACAUGGAGGGGAGUUGCAGUGAGAUUAGUAGAAGAACAGCAUCUAGUAAAGAUGAGGUCAAGCGCAUUGCCUGCCUUGUGAGUAGGGGGGGACGGUGAGAGGGUGAGGUCAAAAGAGGAGAGGAGUGGAAAGAAGGAGGCAGAGAGAAAUGAGUCAAAGAUAGACGUAGGGAGGUUGAAGUCACCCAGAACUGUGAGGGGUGAGCCAUCCUCAGGAAAGGAACUUAUCAAGGCGUCAAGCUCAUUGAUGAACUCUCCAAGGGAACCUGGAGGAUGAUAAAUGACAAGGAUGUUAAGCUUGAAUGGGCUAGUGACUGUGACAGCAUGGAAUUCAAAUGAGAAGAUAGACAGAUGGGUCAGGGGAAAAAGAGAGAAUGUCCACAUGGGAGAGAUGAGGAUUCCUGUGCCACCACCCCGCUGACCAGAUGCUCUCGGGGUAUGCGAGAACACAUGGUCAGACGAGGAGAGAGCAGUAGGAGUAGCAGUGUUUUCAGUGGUAAUCCAUGUUUCCGUCAGCGCCAAGAAGUCGAGGGACUGGAGGGUAGCAUAGGCUGAGAUGAACUCUGCCUUGUUGGCAGCAGAACGGCAGUUCCAGAGGCUGCCUGAGACCUGGAACUCCACGUGGGUGGUGCGUGCAGGGACCACCAGGUUAGAGAGGCAGCAGCCACGCGGUGUGAGGCGUUUGUAUAGCCUGUGCGGAGAGGAGAGAACAGGGAUAGACAGAGGCAUAGUUGACAGGCUACAGAAAAUGGCUACAAUAAUGCAAAGGAGAUCGGAAUGAAAUGAACUAAACAUCUGGGAAAGGAGAGAGCGGGGCCUCCCUCACUUACGUUUCACUGAAACACCCAAAUAUAACUCUCCCAACUUCCACCUUAGAAACUCUAAUUGUUGUAAACAACAGCGGUUCAAUGUUUUCUAGGAAUAGACUAACUUAGUUUAUUCAGCUAGCUAACUUGGUUCAGUAUUCUUCCGUGAAAAUCGUCCAGGGCACCAACAACACAGUUUAGCACCAAUUCUCGGCCACAACAAACCACCAGUGUGUCAACACGCCAAGCAGAUCGUUUGUGUCCAUGUCUAACGUUGUGGGUUAGUCCCGACAGCUUGAGCGAGACCGUCGUCAACUUAUUCAGCCAGUUAGUUAGCUAUAAUAGUUAGCAUACUAGCUAGCCAUUGCUUUCAGACAAAGAAGAAACCCCUCCUCCCACGGCACGAACACACAGAGAGAGCCAAGCUAACGUUAACUAGUCACCCAUGUCCAGAAUUCCCUUGAACGACUCUGGCUACCAGUAUGUAAAAACAAAACACAAAUGUAGGUUAUAACUUACCCCUAGCAGCUACUGUUAGCUAGCCAAGUGCAAAGCUAGCCACUGAAUUGACUCAGCCAGUUCGCAUCUGUUUGCUAGGUCGUUCCAGCCAUUGUUUAGUAGCUAUCCAGGUAGCAACAAGCUAGCUAGAUUUCAAGCACAGUAGCCACUUACUACCUAACGUUAACGCUUCAGACUAUGAGGUUAGAAAACUGAAAGCUGAAUGGUAGGCAAUAUUGUAUGUAAUUAUUGUAGGCAGCUAGCUGGCGUAAUUACAGGUACUCUCAGGCGUGAAACAACUAUCCACAGUUACUAAUAGUUACCAGUAGCUACCCGCUAGCUAGUCCAGGUAGUGGGUUAGCUAGCUUCGUGCUUCACCGGGCUCAGCCGAAUACAAUACUAACCUACAAUAAUUACAUACAACAACCCACGAUAACUACCUACAAUACCUAACUACAAUCUAAAUACAUAGUUUAAGCUUUACUCGACAAAGGCCAAACUAUGUAUAUAAGCCAUAUAAGCCAAGCUUACCUCCCGCCAGAGAGAGACACAACCUCACCCGACGACGACGAUGACUGCUUGAUGUGUUCAUGCCUGAUGUGUUCGCUCAAAGACACCUCACUGACAAGUGCACCUUAAGUGGUAACACAGUUAAAUGUGGAUUUGAUGUCAGUCAAUCAGGCUAAGAGGCAGAAGUAAAGAUGCUAAAGAGAAGGCCAGAGCAUGGUUUAAGUUUAGAACUCUAAUGAAUUCAUUGAAUACACCCUCAGAUAUGAAUUCCUGUUAUAAAUGUACGCAAUCAUUUGAAAGAUGAGCCGUUUAGUCUCCAAUUAUAGUGUGACUAAUCAUCGCUGGUGUCUGUUUCAUGAAUCCAUUUGGAUGUUGAAUCAACAGUAAGGCCAGAUUAUUAUAUCGUAUUGCUACUUUCUGUGUUAGGAAUACAUUGGAAUGAUCAAUUUUCAAAAGGAGUCAGUGAAGUGGCUCCAGUAUCUCUCUGGAACAGAUAAACUGACUGCAGAUUGAAAACCAGAGCCCGCUGUAAAUAUGGACCAAUUAGUUUGAAUAAACAACAGUCUAAAUAAGAUCUCUACCAACUGUAUGAAUAAUGUGCAUACUCUCUCUCAUCUAUUUCUCUCUUGCUCUCUCGCUCUCCUUUCAGGGAUGAUGCAUUCUCAGAUAAUCUCAGUCAGAAGGCGGACAGCGAGGCGAGCAGCGGACCACUGCUGGAUGACAAGGCCUCAUCCAAAAAUGACGUCCCAUCACCGUGUGAACACUCCCCCGACUGCAACUUUGGAGGAGUCAUGGGGAGGUGGGUAACGACUGGGAAGGAAUACCUAUUGAAAUGUUUUUUUUAGAUCAGUGUCCAGGGCCAACCUAAUCCUACUCUAUGUGACUGUGAUGUCGUCUCUCUCCUCAGGGUGAGGCUACGUUCUGACGGGGCCGCCAUCCCUCGGCACCGCAGCGGAGAGACCCACAGCCCUCCCCGGGGCACAGACACACCCCCGCGGGCCGCAGCCUGUCCCAGUAGCCCCCAGAAGGUGGCGGUGAGCAGGAGUUACAUGGAGAGCCCGGAGAAGAGGCGCCUGGGCACAUUUGGCAGCGCGGGCAGCAUCAACUAUGCCGACAGGAAGGCCUAUCCCGAGGGCCACCCCCUGAGGCACGUACCAGGGGCCACACGCCACAGCAGUCUCGGGGACCACAAAUCACUGGAGGCUGAUACCCUGGCAGAGGUAUGGCCAUCACUGUCCUAUCAGCCCCAGGUUCUAAAGUAUUACCUCUGCCCAAUGUAUAACUGCAUAGCCUCUUUUCCCCAUGCCAUGUAACCUUAUCAGUCAUAGAACCUCACACAAUAUGGAAUGGAAUCACCUGUCAAUAUUUUGAAUAGUGGUGCACAAGUGAUGUUGUACUAUAUUCCAAACUAAUUUAUAGGACAGUAUUUCUAAACCUUCAACACAGCAGAGUCACUCAGAGAAUAUUCAUUCCCUAGAGACCGGAGCAGAAUGCAUUUCAUGUUGAUGCUGAAAUGAGUACUAAUGAUCAUUGAUAAUGGCUGCACAAGCCCAGCGUCGGCUAGCUGGAAAAGGAAUAGAGGCAGAUUUUGAAAUGGAAAAGUUAUGAUCAGUGCAGCUAAUGGUCUCCUAUUAGAGCCCUAUUUUAGCCUGAGCCCAUGUUGAUGACCCUGAGUGUGUGUGUGAUUGUGCUAAUGACUGUGUGUGUGUGUGUGUGUGUGUGUGUGUGUGUGUGUGUGUGUGUGUGUGUGUGUGUGUGUGUGUGUGUGUGUGUGUGGGUUGGUUCGUCUAUCCUUGUGGGGACCUAAAAUCCCCAAAGGUCCCCACAAGGAUAGUAAAACAAGAAAAAUGUUCUCUUGUGGGGACAUUUCCCACAUCCCCAUGAAAACAAAGGCUAUUUUAAGCUUAAGGGUUAGGUUUACGGUUAGGGUUACAAUUAGGGUUAGAAUUAAGGGUAAGGGUUGGGGUUACGGGUUAAGGUUAGGGUUAAAGUUAGGGUAAGAGUUAGGGUUAGGCUUAGGGUUAAGGGUUAGGGAAAAUUGGAUUUUGAAUGGAAAUGCAUUUUAGGUCCCCACGAGGAUAGAAGAACAAAACGUGUGUGUGUGUGUGAGAGAGAGUGUGCAUGUGUGUGUGAUUGUGUGUGUGUGUGUGUGUGUGUGAUUGUGACUGUGGUAAUGAGUGUGCAGCCAUUAAAAGGGGAUGUUAAUCUCUUCAUUUGGUGCCGUUGUGUUGGGUUGUACUGUGUGAGGAGAGGGAGCAGAGAGAGGCUAGAUAGAGAGCUGCUGAUGUCUGGGAGAGCAGAGGCAGAUGUGAUGUCCUGCUGUACUGUCUGUCUAUGUGCCUCGGUGAAGCAGCCCUGGCUCAGGCUACUACCAUUGCUAAACUAAACUUAGCCUAGCUUGGCUUAGCAAUUAUAUCAGAUUAAUUAUCUCCUUUCACAUCUUCUGUGUAUUUUGUGUAUGUCAGGACAUAGAGAAGACCAUGACCACGGCCCUACAUGAGCUGCGUGAGCUGGAGCGCCAAAACACGGGCAAGCAGGCGCCAGAUGUGGUGCUGGACACCCUGGACACCACCAUGAAGAACCCUGUGAACUCGGAGCCCGGCAGCCCCCUCCACACCAUCAUGAUCCGCGACCCGGAUGCCGCCAUGCGCCGCAGCAGCAGCUCCACCUCUGAGAUGAUGUCCACCUUCAAGCCUGCCCUGUCGGCCCGUCUGGCCGGAGCCCAGCUGCGCCCCCCGCCCAUGAGGCCCGUCCGCCCGCCCCCCACCGGGCACCGCUCCUCCAGCUCCAGUUCCUCCGGGGUAGGAAGCCCUGCUGUCACCCCCACCGAGAAGAUCUUCCCCAACAGCACUGCCGUGGCUAGCUCCGCAGCUAACGCAGCUGGGGACCAGUCAGGCACCAUG
This is a messenger RNA of Coregonus sp. 'balchen', 7541 nucleotides long. The record is from the annotation of a GenBank genome assembly. Lineage: Eukaryota; Metazoa; Chordata; Actinopteri; Salmoniformes; Salmonidae.